AACCGCCAUUAGACUGAGAGAAGAAGAGCAGAAGACGCGUUUUGCAGCCAGUGCUUACCUUAACGGCUGCAAAAUCCUCCUGUGAACAUUUUAUUCAUACAUAAAUCCUUAAAUUGAUGAUCAAACAGGAGCCAGGAUGUUCGCGGGGUUGCCCGAGCUCGGCAUAUCCAACGGCGAGGACCUCAAAGAAACUCUCACCAACUGCACAGAGCCUCUGAAAGCCAUCGAUCAGUUCCAGAUGGAAAAUGGCAUCCUGCUGCCAACGCUGCAGUCUGCUCUUCCCUUCCUCGACCUCCACGGGACGCCUCGGCUGGAGUUCCACCAGUCCGUCUUUGACGAGCUUCGAGACAAGCUGAUGGAGCGAGUCGCCACCAUUGCAGAGGGAAAGGACGAGGACAGAUACGGGAAGCUGGAAGAACUACUGGAGAAGAGCUUUCCACUUGUCAAAAUGCCGUCCAUUCAGCCGGUGGUAAUGCAGGUGCUGAAGCAUCUACCCAAGGUGCCAGAGAAGAAGUUGAAGAUGGUGAUGGCUGACAAGGACCUGUACAAGGUGUGUGCUGUUGAGGUGAAAAGGCAAAUCUGGCAAGACAACCAGGCUCUGUUUGGGGAUGAAGUCUCGCCCCUCCUGAAGCAGUACAUCGUGGAGAAAGAAGCAGCUCUGUUCAGUAGUGACCUCUCCAUCCUACACAAUUUCUUCAGCCCUUCUCCAAAAACAAGACGCCAAGGCGAGGUGGUUCUAAAGCUGACCCAGAUGAUUGGGAAGAACGUGAAGCUGUACGACAUGGUGCUGCAGUUUUUACGAACGCUCUUCCUGCGGACGCGAAACGUCCACUACUGCACUCUGAGGGCAGAGCUGCUGAUGUCUCUUCAUGACCUGGACAUCAGUGAGAUCUGCUCCGUGGACCCCUGCCAUAAGUUCACUUGGUGUUUAGACGCCUGCAUCCGUGAAAAGUUUGUGGACGGCAAGCGAGCCAGAGAACUGCAAGGUUUCCUGGAUGGAGUGAAGAAAGGACAAGAGCAAGUCCUUGGGGACCUGUCUAUGAUCCUGUGUGACCCGUUUGCCUGCAACACCCUGGUCUUGAGUAUCAUGAGGAACCUGCAGGAAUUGCUGAGUCAGGACUCUUUACCCAGAGAAAGUCCAGACCUGAUGCUGCAGCUGAGGAUGCUGUCGCUGGGUCAAGGAGCGUGGGACAUGAUCGACAGCCAGGUCUUCAAAGAGCCUCGUUUGGAUUUAGAGGUGGUGACCCGCUUCCUGCCUGCAAUGAUGUCAGUGGUUGUUGAUGAUCAUACCUUCACUGUAGAACAGAAGCUUCCCAGCGAGGAGAAGAGCUCAGUGUCGUACCCCACCACCCUGCCAGAUGCUUUUAACAGAUACCUGCAGGAGAACAGAGUGGCUUGUGAAAUGGGGCUCUACUAUGUCCUCCACAUUGCCAAACAGAGGAACAAGAAUGCCUUACAGAGGUUACUACCUGCCCUGGUGGAGACCUACAAUGACAUGGCCUUCGGUGACAUCUUCCUGCACCUGCUGACUGGACAUCUCACCCUGCUCUCCGACGAGUUUGGAUCAGAAGAGUUUUGUUCAGUGGUCUUUGAUGGCUUUCUCCUCACAUCUUUCUCUAGUAAAGAAAAUGUCCACAGACACACCCUUCGUUUGUUGGUGCAUCUUCAUCACAAGUUGCUGCCAUCAUAUAUGGAAACCUUGAUGAAAACCCUUGAACCUCCAAAGCAGUGCAGUGAGCCGAUGAAGGAACUGUACACUCAGCUGACGGAGAAGCUGGAGGCCCAGAAGAAGAGCCCUCCGCCUCCAGAUGAAACUCCAUCCCUGGAUCUGGGGCUGCACCCGGUCGCUGUCCCGACCACUGCUUCCACCCCAACUACACCUCUCUGAGACACCACAGAAACAGAGAGAAAGCCACAGUUCUUAUCCGGUGUCUGACUGUAAAGACCGCCUCCGGCCAGCUCACCAUCGUUCAGACAGGGCAUUUUACAGUUUGUUGUAUGAUUUUUUUUUCAUGGAGGUUUAGUUUGUUUAGAUGUUUGUCUUCAGGCUCUGACGGUGUAGUCCAUCAGCUAACUGUAUUUGUCAAUAAAAGUUUUUAUAAAAUGCA
Molecule: messenger RNA, 2108 nt
Organism: Amphiprion ocellaris (clown anemonefish)
Lineage: Eukaryota; Metazoa; Chordata; Actinopteri; Pomacentridae
Gene: nelfb
Product: negative elongation factor complex member B
Exons: 13
Coding region: 137-1888 (583 amino acids)
Biological process (GO): negative regulation of transcription elongation by RNA polymerase II
Cellular component (GO): NELF complex; nucleus
Source: RefSeq, a predicted model, not a curated record